This is a messenger RNA of Pelobates fuscus (common spadefoot toad), 2708 nucleotides long. RefSeq lists its product as uncharacterized. Lineage: Eukaryota; Metazoa; Chordata; Amphibia; Anura; Pelobatidae. The record is from RefSeq and is a predicted model, not a curated record. Bases 29 to 2623 code for a protein of 864 amino acids. The transcript has 17 exons.
AGCAACGAAGGCACGUGUGACUGGAGGAAUGUGUAAGACUUCAGAAAGGCUGACUUACUCAGACACAUUCAAUAUCAUGAGCUUCAACAAGACAUUCCUCUUAAUUAUUCUGCAAGGAUUAUACAUGGUGUCAUUUGGUCAGGAUAAAUGGGAUUUAUUAUUUCAUAUGAAAGCUUUGACUGGAUCCUGCGUAGAACUCCCCAGUUCAUUCCAGAAUCCCUGGUCUUGUCAGGAUGUCGUUUGGUACCAGCAUGAGAAUGGAAAUUAUAUAGAGAUUUCAAAAUCCAACGUAAGCCCAGAAAUCAGAAGUCGAAUCCUUGUUGUGAAAACGGAAGAUAAAAACUGCUCCCUGAGAAUAAAUGACGUGAGAGAUGACGACGAGGGUUGGUAUUACCCACAACUGAGAAGCUCAAUCAAGCUUUAUUUUCAAGUUAUUAAACUUGAUAUCAUAAAUACAUUAAACCAGCCAGUAAUUAUAUGGAAUGGAGACAUGAUUGAAGGGCAACCGGUCACUAUUACCUGCCAUGUGGAACAUACUUGUUGGUCCAGUCCUCCAACACUGUGGUGGAACAUGCCUAGCCAGCAUGGCAAUAAAGUGAAACAAAGUGGCAAAAUAUAUCAAAAAGACUUCAUUGAUGGAAAAUGGAUGUCACUAACAGACCUGGAAUAUAUUCCUUCGUCUGAUGAUCACAACAUGGACAUAUACUGCUCAGCUACUUUUUUCGAAGGAAAAACAAGUCAUGCCAUGGUCAAGCUCAAUAUCAAAUUUUCUCCAAAAAACACAAAUGUCAAGAUACUUGGGAACACACUUCUCAAACAAGGAAAUAAUGUGACUUUACAAUGCGUUACUCAAUCUAAUCCUGCUGCAUCGUCCUACACGUGGUACAAGGUAGAGGACAACUCCACUGAAAUGUUAGAAGAAACUACUGAAAAAUUAAUAGUCAAGAUUAUGAACUGGAAGAGUUAUAGAUAUACCUGCUCUGCAAUAAACACCCUGGGGACAGAAUAUUCCAACCCUUUAGAACUUUCUGUACAAUCUCAUGGAAACCCCACAUAUCUGGUGACAUCUGUUGUUCUUGGAAUAAUUUCAUUCAUUCUAUUUGUAUCAACUAUCUACAUUUGUUGGAGAUGCGGAAAGUGUCCGAAGCGUAAAUAUUGGGCUGCACAACCUGCUAAUACCAUAUAUACCGAUCUUGAAAAGAAGAACAUCAGCCCAGAUUAUUCAAAUUUAAAGCCUGAAAAUCGCCACAUUCCUCCUGAAGCCAUGAAGAUUGAUGAUGUUCGAGAAUAUGAAAAUAAACCCACAGAAAAUUGGUGGCACUGUAAAUUUUAUGACACAAUGAAGAUUUUCCUCCUGAUCAUUCUUCAAGUUUUAGAUUCCUCUGGCCAACAAUGGAUUUUUUCUUUCCCUUCACGGAUGGUAGCGCUGAUUGGUUCUUGUGUUGAGAUUCCCUGCCGGUUUGUUAAACCCAGUAAUUAUACAUCUUAUGAUAUUGUAUGGUAUCGCUAUGAGAGAAUUAACGAUACAGUGAUUUUUAAAAGCAACGGAAUAUCAGAAACAAUUGCAUCUUACAGAGGACGCACAUCGUUGGCGAAAAAUGCUAAGAACAAGUGCUCCCUCAGGAUAAAUAGCGUGACAUGGGACGAUUCAGCUCGGUUUUACCCAGGAAUAGAUAAAAAAAUUAAUGCAUAUAGAAUUCAAAAAAAGUUUAUAAAACUUCAAACCACAGCUGUUCCCAAUGUACUAGAUUUUAAAGAGCCUGGAGACAUGACAGAAGGAAAGCCUGUCAAUAUCACCUGCUCAGUGGAGCACACUUGUAUCUCGGAUCCACCGAGACUUUGGUGGAACAAGCCUGGUCUGUAUAACAAUACAUAUCAUACCGAACUGAAAGAUGGAGUUUGGAAAACUAAGCUAGUGCAAAUGUAUAUUCCAUCGUAUCAAGAUCAUGGGACAUUCCUUCAGUGCACAGUUGCACAUCCUAAUGGGCAAAUAAUGGAAAAAAAUGCUUUACUCCAGAUUGAAUAUGCUGCCAAAGGAGUUACGAUUGUACCUGGGAAAAACAAGUUCAGUAAAGGAGAUACUAUGGAACUGAUUUGUGAUUUCUUGACCUGUAAUCCGGAACCAAGCCACUAUACGUGGUAUCUGAACAGUUCUCUUCUAAUGAAUGAAAUCGAGAAAAUCCUGAUUAUGCAUGACAUCACCUCAAAGUUAUCUGGGAAUUAUACCUGCGCGGUUCACAAUGAAAUCGGAAUAUCCUUGUCUAGUCAUGCUGUUAUCAUCACUGAUAAUGAUACUGAAUCAAUUCCUGAGAACGACUCUACAUCCUACACACUGAAUCCUACAAUAAUUAUUGUGCCUGGAAUAAUAUGUAUGCUUCUCUUUCUACUGAUUGGCUUCUUUUGUUGGAGGUCUAGAAAGUUUCAAAAGGUGUUAUGCUGUAUGACCAAUCAAGCAGAGGAUGCCAAACCUUCUGAUGCUGUAUAUGCUGAUCUUCAGAUGAAAAAUAUCUGCACAGAAUAUGAUGAAUUAAAGCUACACAAAGAGAAGAUUCAUCCCCAUAUUCCCGUUAAAGAAAAUAUUUAUGAGUUAACACAUUAUGAAAAUGUUUCAACAGAGAAUUAAAAUUGUCUUGGUCAAUCAAAGCGAACAAACAUAUUUAGUGAACUUAAAAAAACAAAACCACAAGAUUUGUUUUUGAAUUGUUCAU